Molecule: messenger RNA, 4862 nt
Organism: Gadus chalcogrammus (walleye pollock)
Lineage: Eukaryota; Metazoa; Chordata; Actinopteri; Gadiformes; Gadidae
Gene: morc2
Product: MORC family CW-type zinc finger 2
Cellular component (GO): nucleus
Molecular function (GO): zinc ion binding
Source: RefSeq, a predicted model, not a curated record
GACUUCAAGUAUGUUCAAAUGUGAAGUUGAUUGUCUUUAAAAGGAUCCAUUGAAGCCCAUACCAAGGUAUAAUUGUAUUCCUUCCAAGUUUUCUCACAUUGCAUUAGCUUUACAGGUUAAUGUUAAGUGCUACACACAUUAUUUUUAGUGACUCCUAAAUGGCCCUUCUAGUUGGUUGGAGUGUCGAACCACUGACAAGAACCAACUUUAAUGUUGGUGUAUCCAGUAACCACGUGGGUCCAGAGGAGGCGGAUGGUAAAUCUCCCUGCGGUGGAGCUCUCCUCUGCGCAUGCCCAGGUCGCUGCUGCUGGGAGUGCGGACCAAAGUAUCGAGCGACGGCUGCAUUUCGACGGCCUGUUGUCAACGACGCAUGUUUUUCGGAUUCGAAACGGACGCUACUGGGAUUUAAUUUCUCGCAGAAGAAACUCGCACACAAUCGGCCUCCUUCACAAGAUUUCCAAAGAUGAGGGCUGGUGAUUAGGGCUUCGCGGGGAGGAAGUGACCAGUAGACCGCUGAGGCCCAGGACCCUGACCGCCGUGGGAGCCCAGGACCGGAGCCUGUCGGAGGACCGGAUUCCGUUGGAGCCCAGGACCGGAGCCUGCGGGCGCCAUGGCCUACCACAGCUACAGCAGCCUCAACAGGGCUCAGCUCACCUUUGAAUACCUGCACACAAACUCGACGACCCACGAGUUCUUGUUCGGCGCGUUGGCCGAACUCGUUGACAACUCCAGAGAUGCAAACGCUACCCGGAUAGACAUCUACACAGAAAACAGACCAGAGCUACGGGGGGGCUACAUGCUGUGUUUCCUUGACGAUGGCACCGGAAUGGACCCCAACGAGGCCACCCACGUGAUUCAGUUUGGAAAGUCCAGUAAACGCUCGUCUGAGUCCAGCCAGAUCGGCCAGUAUGGAAAUGGACUCAAAUCUGGCUCCAUGCGGAUCGGGAAGGACUUCAUCUUGUUCACCAAGAAGGAGAACACGCUGUCCUGCCUCUUCCUGUCCAGGACCUUCCACGAGGAGGAGGGGCUAGACGAGGUCAUCGUCCCGCUGCCCACCUGGGACCUGACCACCAAGCAGCCCCUGACCUCCGACCCCGAGAAGUACGCCAUCGAGACGGAGCUCAUCUACAAGUACUCCCCCUUCAAGAACCAGCAGCAGCUCAUGGAGCAGUUCGCCAAGAUCGACAGCAGCAGUGGCACUCUGGUGAUCAUCUACAACCUGAAGCUGAUGGACACCCGAGAGCCGGAGCUGGACGUGGAGUCGGACCACCAGGACAUCCUGAUGGCCGCCACGCCUGUGGAGGGCGUGAAGCCGGAGAAGCGGUCGUUCCGAGCGUACGCGGCGGUCCUGUACAUCGACCCCCGCAUGAGGAUCUUCAUCCAGGGACACAAGGUCCGGACCAAGAGGCUCUCCUGCUGCCUGUACAAACCCCGGUCCUACAAGUAUUCCUCGACACGCUUCAAGACGCGGGCGGAGCAGGAAGUGAAGAAGGCUGAGCAUCUCGCAAAGAUCGCGGAGGAGAAGGCCCGCGAGGCGGAGAGUAAGCGCUUGGCAUUGGAGGCAAAGACCGGAGACGACCUGUCAAAAGAAUCCCGGACGGUGCUGAGGAAAGCCCAGGACGCGGCCAUGAUGAUGAGGAGGGACGCAGACAUGAAGAGGAAGAUGCAGGAGAGCAAGCAGAAAGCACUGAAGGAGCCAAAGGAGCUGAGCUUCAUCUUCGGGGUGAACAUCGAGCACCGCGACCUCGACGGCAUGUUCGUCUACAACUGCUCCCGGCUCAUCAAGAUGUACGAGAAGACCGGCCCACAGCUGGAGGGCGGCAUGGCCUGUGGGGGCGUGGUGGGGGUGGUAGAUGUUCCCUACCUGGUGUUGGAGCCCACGCACAACAAGCAGGACUUCGCCGACGCCAAGGAGUACCGCCACCUCCUGAAGUCCAUGGGGGAGCACCUCGCCCAGUACUGGAAGGACACCAACAUCGCUCAGAAGGGCAUCGUGAAGUUCUGGGAUGAGUUUGGAUACCUGUCGGCCAACUGGUCUUCCCCGCCCUCCCCUGAGCAGAGAUACAAGAGACGCCGGGCCAUGGAGAUACCGCUCACCAUCCAGUGUGAUAAGUGCUUGAAGUGGAGGACGCUGCCCUUCCAGAUGGACGCCGUGGACAAACGCUACCCCGAUAGCUGGAUGUGUCUGAUGAACCCCGACAGCAGCCAGGACAGGUGCGACGCUCCAGAGCAGAAACAGAACCUGCCCUGUGGAGUUCUGAAGAAGGACAAGCAGAGCGCAGAAGACAAGCAGAAAGAAAUCACAGACAAGAUCAGAGCACAGCAGGAGAAACUAGAGGCACUGCAGAAAACCGGCACCAUCAAAUCAUCUGCGGACGUGAAGAGGCUGCCCCUGGACGUCAGCAUGAGGCCCAGCGCCCAGGGCUCCGCUCAGGCCACCCGGUCCUCGGAGAGGUCCACCUCGCGGCCUCGCUCGCCGCCCCUCCCGUCCCACCUCAAGAACGCCCCCAGCGUGCCCCCGCCCCGGGCCACCCCUCCCCGCGCCGCCCGGACCGCCGGCCCCCCACCGCCGCCGCCCCCCCGCGCCCGACCCGCCCAGGGCCGGGCCACCGGCCGGCCCGCCACGCCCGCCGCCAAAGCCCCCGCCAAAGCAGCCCCGCCCGCACGCAGCACACGGACGCCAGCCAAAGCCUCACCCACCAAACCAGCAGCCAACCAACGUAAGAGAAUCAUCGUGCAGGAGGACAGUGAGGAGGAGGAGGAGGAGGAGGAGGAAGAGGAGGAGGCAGAAAGCGAUGAGAGCGAAGAGGAACGACCUCAGAACAAGAAGUCCAAGAUGGCCGCGGCGCUGGUCCAGAGAGGGAAGGCUGUGGCCAAGCUCCUGCCUCCCAAACGGAGCAAGGCAGCCGAGGUCCCCACCACCGCCCCGCCUGAGAAGAAGGGAGCGACCACUCCCAUUGGCCGCCAAGCCCCCUCCGACGCCCCCGCCCCCAAAACCGACCCGACAAAGGUAGCGGAGGAGGCAGCGGAGCGGGACUCUGACGGGGAGAGUAAAAACCCUCUGAAAGACAAGGGCAUGCAGGUGGAGGUGCGGGUGAACAUGGAGUGGUUCACGGGGAAGGUGGUGGCCGUGGAGGUGAACAAGAAGAGCGUCCGCUGGAAGGUCAAGUUCGACUACGUCCCGAGAUCCACGCCCAAAGACCGCUGGGUGUUUAAGGGGGGGGAGGACGUGCGGUUAAUGCGGCCGGCGUCGCCCGUCUCCCAGACGCCCGACACCCAGCAGGAGGCGGAGAAGGGCCCCGCCCGCAUGGAGCCCGACACCACCCAGCCGGGGACCAGCCGCGAGGUCACCGGCAGCAUGGUCUCCAUGAUGAGGACGAUGUUGCGUUACUUCUUCCCUCCUGAUUUCCGGAUCCCUAAGGACGAUGUGAACGGUAUGACGGCGGAGGAGCUUGUGGCGUUCCCUCUGAAGGAGUAUUUCCAGCAGUACGAGCUGGGCCUGCAGUCGCUGUGUAACUCGUACCAGAGCCGGGCGGACGCCAAAGCCAAGGCCGUGGAGGAGAAGAGCAGCAACGCCGAGACCAAGCUCAAGGAGGCGGACGAGAAGCUGCAGAAGCUGAGGGCCAACAUCGUCUCUCUGCUGCAGAAAGUGCAAGAGGACAUCGACAUCAACACAGACGAUGAGCUGGACGCCUACAUAGAGGACCUGCUCAACAGGGGGGACUGAGGCCACCGCCCCCUAAAGACUCUAGCUUUGGUUCUCCUGGGGGCCCUCAGCCCCCCAGAGAGGGGCCCUCAGCCCCCCAGAGAGGGGCCCUCAGCCCACCAGAGAGGGGCCCUCAGCCCAUCAGAGAGGGGCCCUCAGCCCACCAGAGAGGGGCCCUCACCCCCACCAGAGAGGGGCCCUCAGCCCCCCAGAGAGGGGCCCUCAUCAGAGAUGGGCCCUCAGCCCACCAGAGAGGGGCCCUCACCAGAGAGGGGCCCUCAGCCCACCAGAGAGGGGCCCUCACCAGAGAGGGGCCCUCAGCCCACCAGAGAGGGGCCCUCAUCAGAGAGGGGCCCUCAGCCCCCCAGAGAGGGGCCCUCAUCAGAGAGGGGCCCUCAGCCCACCAGAGAGGGGCCCUCACCAGAGAGGGGCCCCCAGGACCGUACAAACGUCUGCAUCGGCGCUCCUUUCAUUUCGCUCGCCGCUCUCCGCCGGUUCUUGAUGGUUUCAGCCUCCAUGGUUCUUUUUAUUUGACUUUCCGUUGUGGGCGGGGUCUGUGCGGUCCUGUGGGGACGUCUCCACGGUAACAGGGGGUUGUGUUCUCCUACUUUUAUAUCCACAUAUGUUUGUUAACGUUUGAAUCGUUGGCUCCUGCUCGUUGGUUCUGAGAGUUGUCUUGUGUUCAGAGGCUUGGGUUUCAACAUUAAUCACAAUAUCUGUUUGAUCUUCAACCAAUUAAGGAUCAUCUGACUUGCCAAUAUCUAUAUAUCUAUAAAUAUAUAAAGAGGAUCCAGUCUGUAAUGAAACACUAAGUUUCCCUCCUUUAAAGUCGUGGUCCUGUGGCCACCUGGAGCACCAGACCUGUACUGGGUUUUAUCAGUGUGUCUCUGUCUCCAGGUUGCUCUCUGGGGAACUCUUCUGUUUGCUCACCCUUUCAGUGCCCAAGUUCUUCUCUCAGUCUGAUUUUUAAAGUCAUGAAAAAUGUUUUAUUAGGCGCUGCAUGUGUUUUCAGUCUUUUUGAAAACUCUUUACAUGAAAUAAUAAACCUGGUUCAUCGCCCACAUAGCGUUCCUGUCCUUUGUAAACAUGUAAAUGAUUCUUUAUAAAAGUUGUAUCCCAAAUGCUAUUCAUCAUUAUUUUUAGUUAGACAUCCUUA